AUGUAUAAUAACAAUAAAUAUCACAGGAGUAAUAACAAAAAAAUAAAUAAACAAAUGGAGAAAGCAGAGGAGAGAGAUAGACCCAUCGCAAUAGAUAUAGACACAGGCAUAACUAGAGAGUAUUUAACAAAAAUACUGGACACAAAACAAAGAGACAAAGAAAUAGAAACAAACAAAGCAGAACUUGAAGACAAAACAAAGCUAUUAGAAGAGUGCAUGCAGAGAGGAGGAGUUGAAAUUCUAAAGGACAUAGACAAAUUACCUCAAGUUAUACAAGGAAUGAAGCUGUUUAAUAAGCAGAUAGACGAGGCAGAGGAGCAGAUAAUGGAAACAAGUGUUCACCAGGGAGAGAUAAAAAAGGCUCUACAUGAGAUAAAGAGGGUUAACGAAAGAGUGAAAGAGUCGAUUUCGGGGGCGUACAGAAUUAAAGAACUAAUUGAAAAUGGGAAAAAUUUAGAAAGAAUCACAAACAAAGCGCUAAUAAAAGUGGAUGCGCUGAUAAAUGAAAGGAGAGGAGUAACAGACGAAGAUGCAAGAACAAUAUUUUUAUGGGUGCUGGCGUAUAAAAAGAUGAUAAUUAUAUCAAGGCAGUUUGUAGAGUAUUCAUUUUAUGAAGCCAUACAGUCACAGGUCAGAGAAACAGAAAAAAAAUUAAUAAUGACAGGAAACUUACUAAUACAGUGGUGGACAUGUGAAAUAACCACAGGAAUUGUGGAAAUAGCAGAAAUAAAAGAAAUGAAGGAAAAGACAGAAAAAUCAGAAGAAAGCUUAGAAAUACACAAAUCAAGAAGAUUUGCACUUUCAAAUAGAGAAUUUGUAUAUAUAAGCAGAUAUAUAUACAGCGAGCUAGGAGUUAUUAAUGAAUUCACAGAUUAUGUAAAUAAUGCGAGAAGAAGAGAAUUAUUGAAAAUAUCCAAAAUACCAAUCGACAGGUAUAGUACAACAAAAAGACUUGCACUGUUUUUGUCGAUAUUUACAGAGUAUUUAAAAAUAGACACGGAAAUAAAGUCGUAUGUAACGCAGCCAAUUGAUCCUGCUGUAGAGGAGUAUGAUGCUGUGAUAGGAAAGAAGAUUGAAUCGAUAAUCACAUCAAUACCAGAAGAAGAUUUAGAUUAUGAGUAUAUUUUCAAAAAAAUCAGAAUAUUUUUUGUGUCUAUACAAUCACACCAGGACGCGCACUUUAAGAGCCUUUCUGAGAUGCUUAUACAGGCAGCGUACAAGUGCAUAAACAACGAUGCCAGCCAGUCUGAAAAUAGGCUAAAGAGCAUUAUAGCAGAGAAAAGGCCCGCAAAAGAUAUUCUUUUCGCUGUUUCUUCUGAAAUCAGAAGAUUUUUUAGAGAAUCAAAGCAAAUGGUGCAUGAUAUAGAGCAGGUAGAGAAUGAACUGGACGAUAUUAUUUUGAAGUUUACAAAUACAUUAGUUAGAUGUGUAUCCCCGGUUAUACAAUCUGCAGCAGAAGAGGGCGCGCUUAUAAUUGAAGGGUUUGCAUCUGACCUCCUGGAGAGUAUUAAGCAAGAGCUAAUUAACCAUAAAUGUAGUUUGCCAGAGGAUGUUUUAUACAAUAAGCUUCCAGAUCUAAAAAAAACAAAAGAGCAGGAGUGUGCUAUUAUCCAGCGAACAGAGGAAGACUUAAGCAAACAAAUGAAGAGCAUAACAGACCAAAUAAAGAAAACCAUAAAGAGCAUAACGCCGAGAACAGAAGUAUCCUUAUACUCUGACAGGGUAUCGCGUGUUCUUGAGCAGUAUAAAGGAAAAGUACACCCAGAUGUUCUUCAGGGGCAUUUAGAUACUAUUCUUGCAUAUACAAUAGAAUAUAUUGACAGCAUAAAAAUAUACAAGCAAAUGGAUGCCCUUGAAAAUGACUUUGCCAUUUUGUAUAAGUCAGUGCAGUAUUUAGAUCUAGAAACUUUAAACACCAAGAGAAUACUGAAAAUGUUCACAGAGAUAGACUGUCUUAGAAAAGAACAAAAGAAGAGUGCUGAUGAUGAAAUCGCAGCUGAAAUAAAUACGAUAUUAGAUAGGUAUACAGAAAAAAAGUAACUGCAAGGACCAAUUAAUACGCAUCCAAAGUAUACAUAAUUAAAGAAAUACUCAGGCAUGUAUUUUUCGGGAUAUUUGGAUUACAUUUAUAUUAGGUAGUCUAAUAGGUGGUAAAUAAACAAAGACAAUUAAUUUGUGUGUAUUUAUGUAUAGAUUGUGCAAACAAAAC
Nematocida parisii ERTm1 is the source of this 2209-nucleotide messenger RNA. RefSeq lists its product as uncharacterized. The transcript has a single exon. The record is from RefSeq and is a predicted model, not a curated record. Lineage: Eukaryota; Fungi; Microsporidia. The coding region runs from base 1 to 2040 and encodes 679 amino acids.